Messenger RNA from Caenorhabditis remanei, 1722 nucleotides. RefSeq lists its product as uncharacterized. The record is from RefSeq and is a predicted model, not a curated record. Bases 1 to 1722 code for a protein of 573 amino acids. NCBI's taxonomy places the organism in Eukaryota, Metazoa, Nematoda, Chromadorea, Rhabditida, Rhabditidae. The transcript is spliced from 9 exons. Gene Ontology annotation, cellular component: cell-cell junction; plasma membrane. Gene Ontology annotation, molecular function: protein binding.
AUGCCCGACAAUUUGUCGGCAAUAUUUGAGACAAUAUUAGACUAUGCAGACGAAGAAGCGACCGCUGGUACAUCGAAUCAAGAUCAGGAACAAAAUCAAAGAAUUUCGACUAAAAACCACAAGAAUCUACUGAAAAAACAUCAAAAUGCUGUGGCUAUUCUCAGAAAUUUCGCCAAAUCCAAUGAGCAAAAAGAAGAAAUCUCAUUUCAAGAGCUUUCACAAAGCUUUCUAGACGAUUGGGAUGUGUCGAAUUCCAAAUCAAUAUCAAUUCAACAGCUAUCACAAUUAUUAAAUGCACCACAUAUUCAAGGAGUGUUAUGGGCCGCGCAAGAAGUGUCGGCUGGGAGAUUUGCACCGCAAUUACCAGAUGUUCCGUUUGAAGUUGAUGAAGAUGAUGGGGUUGCGGUGAAAAUUGUCCGAAUAGUACGACGAGGCGAACCACUCGGCGCCACGAUAAAAUGUGAACGUGGCAAAGUGUACGUGGCACGAAUAAUGGCGAACGGCGUGGCAGAUCGGAGCGGGUGUAUUCAAGACGGAGAUCGAGUAUUGGAAGUGAAUGGAGUGACUGUUGCAGAUAAGGAACCGAGGGAGAUUGUGAAAUUGUUGGAUAAAUGUGAUAAUGGCAUUAUAACUUUCAAAUUAAUACCUGCCGAAGUGAACCAAAAACUCAAGCAAAAACGUCCCGCUCACCGUUACGUACGAGCGCUGUUUGACUACGACCCAUGGCAAGACAGACGCCAUCCAUGUCCAGAAGCUGCCAUCUCGUUUCGCGCUGGCGAUAUUCUGGAGAUUCUCGACGAAAAAGAUCAGUAUUGGUGGCAAACCAGAAAAAUCGGAUUCGGAGCGCUGGCCAGGAGAAAAGAGAGUCAUGAUGAGGAGAAUCGAGAGGAAUCUAAAAAGGUCGGAUUGAUCCCAUCAGAAUGGCUACAGUGUCAAUCGGAAAAUCCGGAUAGUCUGGAGUCGUCGAACGAUUUUCAGACGUUUUUAGAGAGUCACAAAGAACGCUUCUACGAAGGUGUCUUCCGAUGGAGAAACAAGAAAAAACGACGGCGAGUCGUCGUGCUUCUAGGUGCUCCAGGUGUCGGUAGAAACGAGAUUCGAAGGCAGUUCUUCAAAGUUUUCGCAGACAGAUUCACAAAUGCAAUUCCACAUACAAGCAGAGCGCCAAGACCCAACGAAACGGACGGUGUCAACUACUAUUUCACGACGCGCGCCGAAAUGGAGCAAAUGAUUGAAUGGAAGGAAAUGCUCGAAUACGGCGAAUUCCGCGAUAAUUUAUACGGAACCGCACUUAAAUCUGUCAGACGUGCCAGCGAGAAGGGAACAGUGCUGCUGACACCACAUCCGUUAGCUAUCGAGAAUAUCCGCACGUGGGAAUUCGCGCCGAUUGUGAUUUUUGUGCAGCCGCCCGAGUUUGGCGAGUUUAAGCACACCCGAGAAGUCUACCGUGCCCAAACGACUCGUUCUCAUUCUGCCGCCUCCUCCACCAACAUUUCUCAGAAUACAGCAGCGACGAGUGCACGCGCCUUCUCCGACACAGAAAUUCGUCAAAUAAUAGAGAAUUCCGCACAAAUGGAGCAAAAAUACCGAGGAGUUUGUGAUGCGAUAAUAAGGAAUGUCGAUUUGGAUACAACGAUGAAUGAGUUGACUGGAUUAAUAUAUCAGCUGGAAUCGAAAGCCACGUGGAUGCCAUCGAAGUGGUUGGCUGAAAUUGGAGAAUAA